AUAUCCGUUAGUCACGAUAAUUUAAGUGGGUUGCCCUUAGCCGCCUGUUGUUGAUGUUGUUUAAGUGUUUCUGUCAGAUAACAGACAGUGUGUUCACUUGAAACACUGGCACGCGAGCCUUCAGUUUCCUUGCUCUUGCCGCCAAAAGCUCGUGCCCUUUUACCUCAACAUUUGUAUAACCUCAAACUGAGAAUGAGUGGAAGUGGGGCACAAUCUUUGUUUUUCCUCAGUCUUCCGGACCUGAGGAAUUUGUGUUGUGUAAAUAUGUUCUUCCCGAAAAGUUACGAUGAAGGGGAGCUGAGAAACAAACAAGUGAAAACCUGCAGGGAGCUUGUUCUCUUGCAUUCAGACAUUGUUGCCUCACCUCUGUUGGGCCAUUUUGGGGGCAUCACUGUUAUAAUGACUAUUACAUUUCACAAGAGAGGUAUCAUCCAGGCCUUUGCACAGAAACAUGGUCUACAGUUCAACCCUCCUCAAAGGGUAUUUCCUUCCAUUCUGCAGACAUGUUUGUCUUAUUCAUUGACUGCUAAACUGGCCCCAAAGUGGAACAAAGCUGGCCAAUACCUCAUAGCAGGAAAGGAUUUCCUCAGUGACUCUGGAAAACUAAAUGCAGUUGUGCUUGAGGUGAGUAUCUCCGAGACUCAACUGUGUGUCAGUGUGGAAGCCAACACGGUCAGACUUCCCCCAGCUGUGAUAAAGGAUUUUGAUUUUCCUGCUCCUGUGGUGAAAAGCUUCCUCCAUACCAAUGAUGCUGUGCUGCAUACAGUCAUGCCAAAUAACUGGUGCCAUAUUCUGCCAAGUAUGAAGAAAGGCCAAAUCAUUAGCAUCAGUCGCAGGAUUCCACAGGAAAGCCCAUUUCAAUCUUACAUGGAGUUUCAAAAGCACUGGAACAACAUGUAUGGAUAUCAGCUGCCCUCAGUGAAUGAAGAUGAAGUCAUCUACUGCAGUGUGUACUUCAAACCAAUAGGUGACAAGCUGUUCACAUAUCCUUUGUGUUGUAUACGCACUCAGCCAGUACAGCGCUUUCCCAGAGUGGACCUGCAGGGGGUGCUGGGAAGCUUCACAUCAGAUCUGCAGGCUGAACUGGAAAGUGUGUGUGGUUUUCCAGUGUGGAUGACCUGCAAGCCUUGCUACUACAGCAAUGAACUGAAGAGACCAGUCACGCAGUCCUCUAGGGCCUUGCAUGUGAAUGUGACAACAGAAAACAGCAGCAGGGCUGUAUUCAACCAGCUUCCCAGCAGCUGCCCACAGGAGACAGCGAAAAACUACAGUCAGUGUGACUCAACUGGAAAACAGACUGAAAAGAAAAAGAGACCCAGCUUGGAUUCAUCUCUUGACCAGAAAGGCUGGACUUCCUCCAACUUGGCAACUCUGUCCUUUUUCUCUUCCAUAAAUGUUCACUUUACUCACAUCCAGUCACAGUCUACACUUGUUCCAAGACCAAAGCUUGUACCAAUCUUCAAAAACAAAUCACAAACACAGCAUGUGAACACGACUGAGAUCCUGGCAGUGAAACAGCAGAAGGGGUUGGAAGGGCAGAAGCUAACAGCAGUCAUCAAGCCUGUGUCACCAGCCCCUUCUAACCAGUUCUUCAGGCCUCCAGCCCCUGAGCGGAUGACUUUACCAUUUUUUAAGAAUAAAGAAAGAACCAACAGUGGAGUCAGUAGGAUUCUCCCACCCCUGCCUUUUGUACAGACACAGCCCCAAACCUUGCCUGAGAUCCCCAGCAAUAGAGGGGGAGACACGUUUGAGUCAAAACCAAAGAGACUUAAAAAAGGUGUGCAGGAUGUGGAAGUGUAUGCGACAAGCAGUCAGCUCUCAGAGGUCAACUCAGCGACUCGGCAGGCGUGGUUGAACAGUUGAGGGAUCAAUGUGCGCUCAAAGGACAAGAAGGAGGAGCUAAUGUCAAAGGUCAUGAAAUGUCUGAGUGAAACUUAGAAGUGUUAGGUUGGGUUACUUGCCUAAAAAAACACAGAUAGAGUUAUAGAGAGCUUGCACACUGAGUUUUUGUUUGUUCCAUUGAUAAACUCCUUUGACACUGACAGUUCGCAUGACAUUUAAGCUUACAUUGUAAGCUAAAAUCUGUUGUUUAAUUGGAUCCAGAGUUUAGAGAGCUGCAGAUAAAGAAAAAAAAAACAUGCAAGUCUUUCUUUGUAUGUGGUCUUUUUUUGUUAGCAUGAUGGUCAUUUGUCAACCAUCAAACUUGUUGUUACAUGUAGUGCAACUAUUUAUUAAAACUCUGUACUCUGACUUUAAUCAAAA
Molecule: messenger RNA, 2262 nt
Organism: Megalobrama amblycephala (Wuchang bream)
Lineage: Eukaryota; Metazoa; Chordata; Actinopteri; Cypriniformes; Xenocyprididae
Source: RefSeq, a predicted model, not a curated record